GUUAUUGGCAUCCCUCAGUACUCAGCAGAGAUUGUUCACAUUUCUCUGAGAGGCAAGUCUGGCCUGGUCUCUGACCUGGUUCCCUGGUUCCUGUUCAUGCAUCUGCCAUCUGGCAGCUUCUCUAAACCCUCACUUAGUACAUGCAUCCUCUUUUAUGAACAUUCAAGUUAAUAUUAGUUGGCACAAAUGACCGAGCUUUGGGCCCCUUCAGGGCUCAUAUAAUAUAGCAGUGCACUGUGUCAGUGUGCCCGGUGACGUCACGGGGAGAAAGUUACUAUUAUAAUUUUCAAAACAAAGCGAGCACGAGCACACCAUAAAGGGAAACACGCCGUUUGCAGUUGGCCGGCUCCGCGGAGCUGGGUGUUAAGGGGUCCAUGGCUUAGAAAGGGUUAAUAAGUUCUGCCCCACACUUGUUUCACUUUCAAUUUAGUGCGUUCGAUCCAGUUCAAAAUAUUGGCGGGAAAGGACGUAUAUCUCGCAAUAUCUCACAAUGGUACAAAUUAAAUCCUUAUUUUUAGUCCUUUUGAUGUCUCCUGCGGUCCUCACAGAAUUGGUAAGAACACAGCAGACUGUUGUGGCCUCUCUUGGAGAUGAAGCCCUUCUCAAGUGUGAGCUCACAACACCCAAAGAUGUCCUGCAGGUCACCUGGCAGAGGGUGACUGAGGGUAGGACAGAAAACAUGGCCACUUAUAGCAAGCGCUACGGUAUGAAAAUCACAGACCCUUUCCGUGAUCAUGUCCACUUCCGGGAGGCAGAACUGCAGGAGUGUUCCAUAGCUAUUGAGGGUGUCAAGAAGGAGGACGAGUCUUGCUACAAGUGCCUGUUCAAUGCCUUUCCUGAUGGGGCCAUUUCUGGGACGACCUGCCUCAAAGUCUAUGAAUUGCAUGAGCCCAUGUUGGAAGUAAGACAAACUGUUGUACAGGAUGAUGGUCUUCAAGUACAUGCCCUGUCCUGCUCUGUAACUGGGAGACCUGCUCCAAAUGUGUCAUGGGAUGCUAGAAAUGCCAUUCUACAAAAUUCCACAACAACUGAAACUGUACAUCACAAUGGAACAACAACCAUCACAAACCAUGCUACAGCUGUAGUACAGUCUAGCCUUCCAGACAUAGAGAUCAAAGUGAAGUGUGUUGCAGAAGACCCCUUUAAAGUGGAGAAAAAAGAGAUCUACAGAAGAAUCCCCAUAAUAAGACACAGCGACAGCAGAAACAGUGAUUCUAACUGGAGCAUGACAGCAGUAGUCUUGGCAAUCAUUCCUUUGAUAGCCACUGCUGGAUUUGGAAUCUGGUUGCACAGGAAAAGACGGCACCAGAGCAGAGAGUCUUCUUCACAAGGCAGUGCCAUUAAAUAUCCAAGUGAUUCAUCUUCAGAAACAAACAGCACACCAGCUUCAUCUUCCUUUAAAAUACAGAUAAGUCCACAAACCACCCUAAAGAAACGAGAAUCCAUGUUAGCUUCUCCAACAAACAACGGACAAUUUGGAGAAAAGAAGUGUAAAAGGUCCCUUUUUUAGUACCAGAACUUGAGGCCAUGAAGCGUGAUGAUUCACACUGAAUUAAUGUCCAUAUUAUUCAUUCCUCAUUGUACUCAGUUUUAUUGAUAUACUGUAUUGUUUUAUUACUCUAUCUUCUAUUUGUGGUCCUUAUUUCUUU
This is a messenger RNA of Scleropages formosus (Asian bonytongue), 1649 nucleotides long. RefSeq names its product OX-2 membrane glycoprotein-like. The record is from RefSeq and is a predicted model, not a curated record. Gene Ontology annotation, biological process: negative regulation of neuroinflammatory response; heterotypic cell-cell adhesion. Bases 491 to 1510 code for a protein of 339 amino acids. Gene Ontology annotation, molecular function: cell-cell adhesion mediator activity. NCBI's taxonomy places the organism in Eukaryota, Metazoa, Chordata, Actinopteri, Osteoglossiformes, Osteoglossidae. Gene Ontology annotation, cellular component: neuronal cell body; cell surface; axon. The transcript has 11 exons.